CAUACAUGCCAGUAAAGGGUCCUAUUGAUUGCAUACUUAUCAGCAUAAAAGGAGCAAUAUUGAAUGUAGAGCAAACAAAAACAACAAAGUCUUCUUACGUUUCUUGAAGUUCUACUGUUCCCAUCACUAUGGAAAACAUGGACUUGGAAUCUAAAUCCGUUCACAGAGAUUUUGUUUUGCCAGUUGAUUCUGAAGAUAAAGCUACUAAAUUCAGAGUGUAUUCUGUUUCGGCACCUCAUAUGAGAGCAUUUCAUCUUUCUUGGAUAUCUUUCUUUGCUUGUUUUGUUUCCACAUUUGCUGCUCCACCUCUUGUUCCGAUUAUCCGCGACAAUCUUGAUCUUACAGCUACUGAUAUUGGAAAUGCAGGGAUUGCAGCAGUUUCUGGUGCAGUUUUCGGGAGAAUUGCUAUGGGAAUAGCUUGUGAUUUGUUCGGUUCAAGACUUGCAUCAUCUGCACUUAUUCUGUUAACUGCACCAGCUGUUUUCUUAACGUCUAUCGCCAAUUCAGCAGUCUCUUUCCUUCUUGUUCGUUUCUUCACAGGGUUUUCUUUAGCCACUUUUGUUUCCACUCAAUUUUGGAUGAGUUCUAUGUUCUCUGCUAAGGUCGUUGGCACGGCUAAUGGGAUCGCUGGAGGCUGGGGAAAUCUUGGUGGCGGAGCAACACAGUUAAUUAUGCCUUUGGUCUUUUCACUAAUACAUAAAAUUGGUGCAACUCCAUUUACUGCUUGGAGAAUUGCGUUUUUUAUACCUGCCCUGUUUCAGGCUUUAUCAGCGUAUGCUGUUUUCUUUUUUGGCCAAGAUAUGCCUGAUGGGGAUUAUGCAAAACUCCAUAAAUCUGGUGAAAAGCAUAAAGAUAAUAUUUCAGAUGUUUUGUAUCAUGCAGUUACAAAUUAUAGAGGGUGGAUCUUGGCAUUGACUUAUGGCUAUUGUUUUGGUGUUGAACUUACUGUGGACAAUAUAAUUGCACAGUAUUUUUUUGACAGGUUUAAUGUCAAUCUUCAUACAGCGGGGAUUAUUGCAGCUAGUUUUGGUUUAGCAAACUUAUUUUCCAGGCCUGGAGGAGGGACGUUGUCUGAUAUCAUGGCGAAAAGGUUCGGUAUGAGGGGAAGGCUCUGGGCACUUUGGAUUAUGCAGACAUUAGGGGGCUUACUUUGUGUUCUUUUAGGGAAAGUUGAAUCUUUAAGUGGUUCUAUUGCUGUGAUGCUUGUGUUUUCGGUGUUCUGUCAAGCUGCCUGUGGACUAACUUUCGGGGUUGUUCCAUUUGUUUCAAGAAGAUCAUUGGGCAUAAUUUCGGGGAUGACCGGAGGAGGUGGAAACAUUGGAGCAGUGCUAACACAAGUAAUUUUCUUCAGAGGAACAAGAUAUUCGACAGAAACAGGAAUUACAUACAUGGGAAUCAUGAUUAUUUGUUGCACUCUCCCCAUUAUGUUUAUAUACUUCCCACAAUGGGGUGGAAUGUUUUACGGUCCCUCAUCGAAAGGCUUAACAGAGGAAGACUACUACAUGAAAGAGUGGAGUUUAAAGGAAAAAGAGAAUGGUUUUCACCAGUCAAGCAUGAAAUUUGCUGGAAAUAGUACAAGUGAAAGAGGCAAAAAAGUUGAAUCAGCACCUACACCUAUAGAUGGAACUCCUAAUACAUAAUCAUUUGAAUUAAAGCAUGUUGUCACUCUAGUAUUGUAUUUUGUUACUCUUGUUUUGUAUUGUAUUGUAUUUUAUUGCUGGAAGUUGCACAAAUUUCUAUUUAAGCUUAGUUCCCCGCUGCAAAGAACUGUAGUUUGAUGU
This is a messenger RNA of Capsicum annuum, 1781 nucleotides long. Its product is annotated as high affinity nitrate transporter 2.5. The record is from RefSeq and is a predicted model, not a curated record. The transcript has 2 exons. Lineage: Eukaryota; Viridiplantae; Streptophyta; Magnoliopsida; Solanales; Solanaceae. Gene Ontology annotation, biological process: transmembrane transport. The coding region runs from base 129 to 1640 and encodes 503 amino acids. Gene Ontology annotation, molecular function: nitrate transmembrane transporter activity.